Morus notabilis is the source of this 2121-nucleotide messenger RNA. RefSeq names its product putative disease resistance RPP13-like protein 1. Gene Ontology annotation, molecular function: protein binding; ADP binding. The transcript is spliced from 2 exons. Gene Ontology annotation, biological process: defense response to other organism. The coding region runs from base 1 to 2121 and encodes 706 amino acids. The record is from RefSeq and is a predicted model, not a curated record. Lineage: Eukaryota; Viridiplantae; Streptophyta; Magnoliopsida; Rosales; Moraceae.
AUGGGUGGUAUCGGCAAAACCACGCUUGCCCAGCUUGUCUACAAUGAUAGCAGAGUCCAAGAUCAUUUUGCCUUGAAGGUGUGGGUAACUGUAUCAGAGGAUUUUGAUGUUUUUAAACUUACAAGAAUAAUUAUUGAGGCGAUCACUUCUCAAAAAUGUGAUAUCCAGGACCUAUAUCAACUUCAAAAUGCACUGAAAACUCUAUUGAUGGGGAAAAGAUUUCUGUUUGUUCAUGACGAUGUUUGGAAUGAAAAAUACGAACUUUGGGAUGCUUUAAGGAGCCCUUUCAACUCUGGAGAUGACGGGAGUAAUAUUAUUGUGACCACACGCAGUGAAAUUGUUGCAUCAAGGAUGGGUACCGUUCCAGCAUAUUCUCUAGAGAUUAUAUCAGAGGACGAUUGCUGGAAGUUGUUUGCUAACCAUGUCUUUGAAAAUAGAGGCUCUCAGAUACAUCCGGAUUUGCAAGAAAUGGGUAAAGAAAUUGUUAAAAAGUGCAAGGGUCUUCCUUUGGCAAUAAAAUCAAUUGCUGGUGUUCUACGCUCGUUAUCAAGUUCGGAGGAGUGGAAAGGGAUACUUGAAAGUGACGUGUGGGAGUUGCAAUUUCAAGAAAACCAGAAGAAUAAUAUUCUUCCAGCAUUACGGUUGAGUUACCAGUGGUUACCUCCACAUCUAAAGCGAUGCUUUGCUUAUUGCUCAAUAUUCACCAAAGAUUACGAGUUUCAUGAAAAGGAUAGAGAAAUUGUAGUCAUGUUGUGGAUGGCGGAAGGACUUUUGCAACCUGAAAGAGGAAGAAGAUUGGAAGAUGUUGGAAAGGAGUACCUAGAUGUUCUAAUAGCAAGGUCCUUCUUUCAACGAUCAAAUAACUGGUUUGGAAAACCAACUCUCCUUAUGCAUGAUCUUGUGCAUGAUUUAGCUAUGCGCAUAUCUGGCGAGUCUUGUUUAAUGUUAAAUGAUUGCCAUGACCUGGAUGGCCUUACAAGCAACACUUGUCAUUUGUCAUACACAAUAGAAUCUAAUGUCAUGAUGAAAUUAGAGGCUUUAUCCAAAACCAAGUGUUUGAGGACCCUACUAGCUUUACCAUUGUCAUAUACCUACGUGCGUAGGUCAAUGUUGACAGAUACUGUCCUGCUUGAACUGUUGCUAGGAGCUGGAGGACGCUUAAGAGCUCUCUCUUUAUUUGAAUCUGCUAUUACAAAAUUGCCAGAUUCAAUCGGUAAUAUGAAACAUUUAAGGUACUUGAACUUAUCACGUACAAACGUCAAAGAAAUUCCCAGUUCAAUUUGUACUCUGUACAACUUGCAAACACUGUUGUUGUCAUAUUGUAAAGCAAUUACAGAAUUGCCAACUAGCAUGUGUUGUUUAAUCAACCUACGUCAUCUCGUGAUCGAAGGAACGAGAUUGAAAGAGAUGCCGCCACAGAUGUGCAAGUUGAAAAAUCUACAGAUGUUAAAUUAUUUUGUCUUGGGUGAAAAUGGUGGUUCUCGGAUCAAAGAGCUGGGAGAACUACAGUCUUUGUGUGGAAGUCUUUGUAUUUUAGGCCUUGAAAACGUGGUGGAUGUUGGGGACGUGAUACAGGCUGAUUUGAAGAACAAAGAGCAGCUUACUGAGCUUAUUUUAGAAUGGAAGUAUGGAGAGACUGAUGAUUCAACAAAAGAAAGACAAGUACUUGAUGCGUUGAAACCGCAUGGAAAGCUGAAGAAACUCAAAAUCAGAGGUUACAGGGGUACUAUAUUCCCAGAUUGGGUAGCACAUAAAUCGUUUAGUGACUUCGUUGAAGUCUCUCUGAUUCAUUGUGAACGUUGUUGCUUGUUGCCCUCAUUUGGGCAAUUACCUUCCCUCAGAAAGCUUGAGAUUGAGUAUAUGAAUGGGUUGGAAAGUAUAGGAGAUGAAUUUUGUGGUACUUCCUUGACCAAGCCAUUUCCAUCCUUAGAAAGCUUAAGAAUCAGUCACAUGGAUUUGUUGGAGAAUUGGUCAUUUGUUGGAGUUGAGCAAAGAGGAGAACUUUUCCCUCGUCUCAAGAAAAUCUAUUUACUUGACUACCGUAUGAAGUGGGAUUUGCAAAGACUCUCCUCUCUUCAAAGCUUAUGGCUCUGUGGAUGUGAAUUUCCAGAGAAACCUUAA